Messenger RNA from Bicyclus anynana (squinting bush brown), 2693 nucleotides. It is a transcript of the gene Tango5, whose product is annotated as vacuole membrane protein 1. Bases 472 to 1854 code for a protein of 460 amino acids. Lineage: Eukaryota; Metazoa; Arthropoda; Insecta; Lepidoptera; Nymphalidae. The transcript is spliced from 9 exons. The record is from RefSeq and is a predicted model, not a curated record.
GAUUUCUAAUAAUUUAAAUUAAGCUUGUUCCUUAGGGGCUGUUGGUGGCUUUUUGUUUUAUAUAUGCCUAAACAACUGAGCCUUUAAAUGUAAUUAUUCUAUUAAACUGCACUCGACCGGACAUCGAUAAAUCGAUAUUCUAAUUACCUUUGGCUGAGUACCCAAACCAAAAUAAUACAUCGUAUGAUUCGCAUAUGAAAUUUCGCUUAACACGUAAAAUAGUAAAAUUACUUCUACCUUGCGACAAAACAAAAUUACCAUUCACGAUUUUCGUACAGUUAUUUUAUUAUUGAAUAACUAAUUUAUUUUUCUUUCAAUAUUUUUCUUUUUACAUAUAUGUGCAAAUUAUAUUUAGUUAUGUGUAUGUUUAUGGUGUUUUCAAGAACGAUGGACAAGUUAUAGACUAUAUUAUGUAUUGACUUUAUGGAAGCUGUAUGUUAAUAGUGCUCAAUUAGUGAACUGUUCAGAAUAAUGACAAAGUUAGCUAGCACAAGACGCGCUCGCAACCAGGCCACGUCUCUAGCUAUACCGCGACAGAACUCCCUAACUGACAAUGGCAAGACCCGCCAAAACUUAAGCCCAGAGGCCCUGGGGUCCAUGAGUAAGGAGCAACUCAGAGCGGAAUGCAGGAAAAGAGGUCAACGGACUACAGGCAACAAAAAUGAGCUGCUCGCCCGCCUCGGGUACUACAAACUGGCGGCCGCAGAGCAAGUGAAGACUGAGCAGCGCACGCGCAACGGCCUGCAUCCUAUACAUCCCAAAGAAAUCAAGAGUAAAGUUGUACCAAUGGACACAGAGAGUCUGGUGCUAUGGCGGAAACCGUUGACAACGCUCGAAUACUUCUUUCGAGAAUUAGUUAUAUUAUCGUCCACUGGACUUAAAAGAUUAUUAGCAUAUAAAUUACUAGCAUUAGCAGCAUUACUGUUGAUCUCGGGCACAACCGUGUCUUAUUAUAUAAGUGGGCCCCACCAACUGUUUGUACAGGAAAUAGUACUGACAGUGGCGUGGUGGGGCUGGUGGGUGAUACUCGGCGUGUGCAGCUCGGUGGGGCUCGGCACGGGGCUGCACACGUUCCUGCUGUACCUCGGGCCGCACAUCGCGCGCGUCACGCUCGCCGCCUACGAGUGCGGCGGCUUGAACUUUCCCACGCCGCCGUAUCCUAACGACAUAAUAUGCCCGUCAGAGAUCGACCCAAAGAACGUGGUGUCGAUAUGGAAUAUCAUGGCGAAAGUUCGGAUAGAAUCGAUGAUGUGGGGUAUGGGGACGGCGUUAGGGGAACUCCCCCCAUACUUCAUGGCGAGAGCGGCGCGACUGUCUGGAGGCAGUGUCGUUGAGUUGACUGAGAAAGAUGACUCUAGAACUGGCAGGGCUAAAGUAAUGGUACAAAAGCUAGUCCAGAAAGUAGGAUUCGCUGGUAUAUUAGCGUGUGCUUCGAUACCCAACCCGCUGUUCGACCUGGCGGGGCUGACGUGUGGUCACUUCCUCGUGCCAUUCUGGACCUUCUUCGGGGCCACCCUACUCGGGAAGGCUGUCAUCAAAAUGCAUAUACAGAAGAUGUUUGUGAUCAUAGCUUUCAAUGAAACUCUUGUCGCACAAGCUCUCGCCUGGGUAGAAAGGAUACCAUACAUCGGGCCAAAACUGGAAGCGCCACUGCUCGAGUUCCUCCGAAACCAAAAAGCGCGUCUACACAAAAAGGACUCAGCCACACCUGAGAACCAAGGGUCCAUACUGUCGAGUCUUCUAGAGAAAUUCGUACUAGCCAUGGUCCUGUACUUCGUGGUGUCGAUAGUGAAUGCACUGGCGCAGAACUACAGCAAGCGAGUGGGCAAGAAGAAGGGAAAGAAGAAGGAAUAGGGCACGAACGCGCCGGGCGACGCCCACUGUGGUCUCGCGCGGCUAUGUGCACAAGGCACGCGAGCGCGGUAGUACCGCCUGAUGGUAGCGAGUCAACCCGCGCGCCGAGCCGAUGCCUUACCACUCACCACCAGAAGUUGCUGACUAGCUUAAGUGUAUUGUGUUCAAGGGUUGCCAACAAGGCGACCAGGGUCUGUAGCCGUGUGACACGUCGAUUCUCUUUCUACAAACGCUAACGCUUCGAAAACUAUUAAAAUAUAUGGGAUUGACAUAUCUGAUCGACAACUUGAUCACGUGAUCUGUCGAUAGCAAAUGUCAUUUCCGUACAUUUUGUUAGUUUUCGAAGCGUUAGCGUUUGUAGAAAAAGAAUCAAUGUGAGACAUGGCUAUAGGCCCAGGGAGUGUGGUAUUUGUUUAAGGAUUGCUAUGCAUUAUUAGACAUAAUAUUAUAUUGUUACGCGUAUACUUCAAACUUCACACAGAGGAAAAAAAUACAUGAAAAAAUAUGCAGUUAACUGGCGCGCACAGGGUUCUUUAACAGGGUAGGUAUUCCGCUGAAUAAUUAUAAUAUCAGUCCAAUCAAUAAAUAUCCCAUUGCUGAGAGUGCUCCUCUCUAUAAAGAGAAAAGAAGAAAUUCAAAUCUAACACAGUUUACAAGUAUAUCUAAAUUAUUUUAAAAUGGCAUGACAAUACAUACAUACAUAUUGUAUGUGUGUAAAGUAGACACAGAAGACAAUAGACAACUGAUUUAUGUCGUAAAUCAAAAGACAUGCAUAUGUUUAUAACAUCCAAAAACACUACACUAAAUAAUAUUUUUAUUUUUUUUCAUUAUUAUAUGUU